This is a messenger RNA of Esox lucius (northern pike), 2873 nucleotides long. It is a transcript of the gene dbnlb, whose product is annotated as drebrin-like b. Gene Ontology annotation, molecular function: actin filament binding. The transcript has 15 exons. Gene Ontology annotation, cellular component: actin filament; postsynaptic density; postsynaptic membrane. The record is from RefSeq and is a predicted model, not a curated record. Gene Ontology annotation, biological process: positive regulation of dendritic spine morphogenesis; neuron projection morphogenesis; postsynaptic actin cytoskeleton organization. The coding region runs from base 161 to 1663 and encodes 500 amino acids. Lineage: Eukaryota; Metazoa; Chordata; Actinopteri; Esociformes; Esocidae.
AAGUGGGUGUGGAAUGUUCUGUUCAUGAUGUAGCCUAGCAUACAGCUUCCUUCUGUGUGCUGAGCUCUCAUUUAGAAGUCAUUUCAAUUGAUUAUUCAGCCUCUCCUUGGUAUAGGGUUGGCGUAUCUCGUUAAUACAGAACUGUUUCAGCGACGGAACGAUGGCAGUGAACCUAAGCAAAAACGGCAUUGCCCUGACAAAUGCCUACAAAGAGGUAGUAGAUGAAAAAUCCAACACCAACUGGGUCUUAUUCACCUAUGAGGGGAAUACUAAUGAUAUCAGAUUGGCAGAGAAGGGAGAUGGUGGACUGGAGGAACUGGUGGAGGAACUUAACAGUGGGAAAGUUAUGUACGCUUUCUGUCGUGUCCAGGACCCAAAUUCUGGCCUGUGCAAAUAUGUCCUUAUCAACUGGACUGGAGAAGGUGUAAAAGAUGCCAGAAAAGGAAUAUGUGCCAAUCAUGUCAGUGCCAUGGCUAAUUUUCUCAAGGGUGCUCAUGUCACAAUAAAUGCACGUGCGGAGGAGGAUGUGGAACCUGAUGCUAUUAUGCAAAAGGUUGCAAAGGCUUCAGGGGCCAACUACAGCUUCCACAAAGAAUCUAACAAGUUUCGUGAUGCUGGCCCACAGGGACCUGUGGGCUCUGUGUAUCAGAAGACCAACGCAAUGUCUGAAAUAAAACGUACCAAUAAAGACAACUUCUGGGCUCAGGCAGAGAAAGAUGAGGAGAAGCGGCGUCAGGAGGAGCGCUGCAAGGCAGAUGAGGAGCGCCAGAAGCUAGAGAAGGACAGGAAGGACAGAGAGGCCAAGGAGGCAAGUCUCAGAGAGAAGAGGGACAAGGAGAGGGCCUCUGUUAUUGACCAGCAGAAGAAGUACCAGCAGCAGCAGGAAGCUGAGAGCCGAGACCUUGAACAACAACAAUGGGAGGCGCAGGAGAAGGACUUCCAGGCAGCUCAGAAGAAAGGGAUGAGGCGUGGGGAGUCUGUGGAGAAAGCCAAUGAGGCGGCUUCUCUGAUCUCCCAGCGCUCUAUGAACCCCAGAGAAAUGUUCAAACAGAGAGAGAUGGGUAUGGCCCACAGCACCACAGACAGUGAUGCCCACGCCUCUGCCAAUCCCCAGCCAGGGCGUUUGCACAGCCCUUUUCUGUCUAAGCAACCAUGUGAGCCCGAGCCGCCCCUGCGCCCAGCCUCCCCGCUGCCAGCAGCCUCUACCUGUCUUGUCCCUGUUGCAGAACCCAGUGUGGAUGAGACAGUUGUGGAUAAGUCCACUUCCAGUGUGGAUAAACCAUUCCAGUCUCAGGGCUUUAAUGAGCCGGAGGCAACCCCUGUUCAGGAUGAAGUCUCUGAGGAACAGUGGCAUGAUGAAGUGAAGGCACCGGCAGCUCCCAUGCAGCACAACCACACCCCAGAGCCAGCUCAGAACAGCCUCUAUGAAGAGCCUGCACAGGUAGAAGAGAACUUGUAUGAAGUGGCUGCAGAGGAGCCUGCAGACCGAGGUCUAUGUGCCCGGGCCCUCUACGACUACCAGGCUGCUGAUGACACUGAGAUCUCCUUUGAUCCGGAUGACAUCAUCACUGGCAUCGAGAUGAUUGACGAGGGCUGGUGGCGAGGCUAUGGCCCUGGGGGGCAUUUUGGAAUGUUUCCAGCCAAUUACGUAGAGCUCGUCUAAGUCCAUACCUCGCACAUUCACUAGAUCAGAAUAUUGGAGGCAGAAGAGGACAUUUCCCCAGAAGAAUUUGGCAGUAAUACUGUUGGCUCCAGAACAGAACACGACAGGUCAGGAGUAACUCACUAAACCAUGUCCUCCACAAUAUGGACCAACGUAUGAACAGUAAACAAGGACCAGGGGCUGCUCAAAUCAUCCCUGUGGAAAAAGGAAAUUCUGCUAUGUUGUUGAUGUUUUAAGCUGUUAAAUGGAAGAUGCGGCUUUGGUGAAAACCCUACAAACUGGCCAUACCCAAACUGCAUCUCUUACCUUUUAAUGAUUCUCAUUUAUCAGGCUUUGUUGCUGUAUCAAUUCCAAAUAACAUUAUAAACAAGCACUUCACAUUCCUUCAAUAGUAAAUGUUUUCUUUAUUGCUCAUGUAAUAAUAACAACAAUGAUCCUUUGUUUUAGUCAAAUAUUUUAUGUAAACAUUUGACUUUAACGUGUUAGCUUGAAAACAAUCCAGUGUGAAUUUCAAACCAUAGUUAGUAUUGUAGUUCAAUUGAAUAUUAGGAAAGGUUCUAUAUUUUCUGUGCUAUUUGGGUAUCUGAACUCAAGUGAAAGGAGGGUGGAAAAUACUGGCCCAAUCAUGUUUGCCUUGUGAAACAAUUAUAUUUUGUAUGUUUAUGCUAAAGAGCUUGUCCUCAUGCUCUCCUCAGCUCCUAGAGAAUGUUAAUGACCAACUCUUUCAGCGACCAGUUACAAAAAUCAAAGCAUAUGUCUUAUUACCACUUGUUGCUGUCUUGUCAUUAUGUGCGUCUUUGGUACUCCUUUCUGCUUCUACUGUUCACAACCAGGUCCAGCUUUCAAUGAAAUACAGGUCUGUGAUGGGCUUAACUAAGCAGGCUUAAGAGCGGUCAUCAGAUUCUGUUAUCAAAUGAGAGUGCCAAAGGAGGGUAACCGAGUGAUGAGGAUGCCCGCUGGAAAGUGCUUUCUCUCAUGUCAACUCCGUAACCAUAAUGCAACAGCAGUGCUUUUUUUUAUUUUUUUUUAAAUUAAGUAGUUGUGGUCAGGUUUAACAUUGUCACUUCAAUGAGAAAUUAUUUAAGAAUAAUUUGGAAUAAAGGGUCUCAGUAAUUUCAAGGUGCGUAAUGCAUCCAUUCUCCAUGUAUUUGUUUUGUCAAGAGUAUAUUGUAAUGCACAUUCUUUCGUCAUAAUAAAAUGUUAAAAUGUU